Molecule: messenger RNA, 2864 nt
Organism: Triplophysa rosa
Lineage: Eukaryota; Metazoa; Chordata; Actinopteri; Cypriniformes; Nemacheilidae
Gene: onecut3a
Product: one cut homeobox 3a
Exons: 2
Coding region: 221-1588 (455 amino acids)
Biological process (GO): regulation of transcription by RNA polymerase II
Cellular component (GO): nucleus
Molecular function (GO): DNA-binding transcription factor activity, RNA polymerase II-specific; RNA polymerase II cis-regulatory region sequence-specific DNA binding
Source: RefSeq, a predicted model, not a curated record
ACGAGCGUUUACGGACACCAGGCGUACGUGCAUGUGCGUGCUAUGAUUGAAGCAUUGAGAGAGCCUAGUGAAAUGCUGGAUUGACUUACAGUGAAGAUCUCGGGAUCAAUGGCACGCGGCUUUGAGAUCGUUUAAAAUUUAUUGGAAGGGAGAGUGUGAGAGAGAAAGGGAGAGUGUGACGGGGCGAGUGAGAGAGAGGGGAAAACAGUGUCUUUCAACAAUGGAACUUACAAUGGAAAACAUUGGAAAUCUUCACGGCGUGUCACACUCCCAUCAAUCGGGGGACUUGAUGAACUCUCCACACGCGCGACAGUCGGCGACACACCGGAACUUGGUAUCGUCGCACGGGAGAUCGGCGAUGGUCUCCAGCAUGGCCUCAAUACUGGACGGGGCCGGUGAGUAUCGCGCGGACCAUUCGCUGACCGGUCCUCUCCAUCCUGCCAUGACCAUGUCUUGCGAUUCGAGCAUGAGUCUGAGCAGCACUUACACCACGCUGACGCCGCUGCAGCACCACCUGCCACCCAUAUCCAACGUCUCAGAGAAAUUUCACCAUCACCCGCACGCUCACCAUCAUCCGCACGCUCACCAUCAUCCCGCGCACCAGCGUCUCGCCGCCGGGAACGUCAGCGGCAGCUUCACACUGAUGCGGGAUGACCGGGGCCUCGCGUCCAUGGGAAACCUAUAUGGUCACUACUCCAAAGACUUGUCCGGGAUGGGACAGUCUUUAUCACCUCUCUCCAACGGCCUGGGGUCUUUGCACAACUCUCAACAGACUCUGGGUACUUACGGUCCCGGUGCGCACCUGGGGAACGACAAGAUGAUUUCCCCGGGAGGCUUCGAGUCUCACGCUGCGAUGCUUGGCAGGGGCGAGGAGCACCUGACGCGGGGUUUAGGAGGACACGGGCAUGGUAUCAUGUCUUCUCUCAACGGUCUCCACCACCACCACCACAGCCACUCGCACUCUCAGGCGAACGGGUCGGUGCUCUCGGAGCGUGACAGGCAGACAGCAGGAGGCGGCGGACAGGGAGGUGGGUCAGGCCAGGUGGAGGAGAUCAACACCAAAGAGGUUGCUCAGCGAAUAACGGCGGAGUUAAAAAGAUACAGCAUUCCACAAGCAAUCUUUGCCCAGAGGAUCUUGUGUCGCUCGCAAGGAACUCUCUCUGAUCUUCUGCGGAAUCCCAAACCCUGGAGUAAACUAAAGUCGGGUCGAGAGACGUUCAGGAGGAUGUGGAAAUGGCUACAAGAACCAGAGUUCCAGCGCAUGUCUGCCCUUAGGCUCGCAGCCUGCAAGCGUAAGGAACAGGAGCAGCACAAAGAACGGAAUCUGGCCCCCAAGAAGCAGCGCCUGGUCUUCACGGACCUGCAGCGUCGCACGCUCAUCGCCAUUUUCAAGGAGAACAAACGGCCCUCGAAGGAAAUGCAGAUGACCAUUUCGCAGCAGCUAGGCCUGGAACUCAACACAGUCAGCAACUUCUUCAUGAACGCCCGGCGCCGCUGCGUCGACCGCUGGCACGAGGAACACCAUCACGGACACGGAGCCAGUCCGGGUCAGCCGGGCACCUCCGCCACCACCUUCUCCAAGGCUUAAGUCUAAACCCCUUUCCCCCUGGGUGCCGGACGAUUUUCAGUCCGUAGACACCCGUCGCGUGCCAAUCAAUCCCACCGCUGCCGCCAAUGGCAACGAUUUACAUAAAUGCAACUUUUUUGGGACUGUUAUGAACCAAUCCAAAAGCACCUAAGUCUACACCACCAAAAGGCAACUAUUAACAAAAAACAAAAAAUAAAAUCCCAGCGAGUCUGUAGUGGUCUGGCUUCAUAGUCUCUUUAUGCGCUGGGCAUAAUGGUGCGGUCUGAGACAAAUGAGCCAUUUCGCAGCUCGCAGCACAUAAUGCUUGUUACUCAAGCAAGGUUGUCAAAGAAAGCCACCAUCUGCAUCAUCACGUUCUGCCCACAGUGGCACAAUUCCCUAAUGGCCAGCUGUUUCACGGAGACUCUCAGAUCAUAUGCAAAGCUAAUGAAUUGAGAGACUAAUCGAUACGGACAGAAAAGCGAAAGACGUUGACCUCUACUGAAGGUGAAAUGGAACGAGCUCCUUCAACAAGGACUUUAUUUUGCACAGAUGUACACGGAGGCCUGCCGGGUGGCGGACGUGUCGGUCUGGAACCGGUGACCCAGAAUGUCUCAAUCUACAAUCAGCACACUGCAACCAAAGCAUCCAUAAUGCAACUAGCGUAUCGGUCAACAACUGCCAUCCAGGUUGGGGGGAAAUACCACUUCUAGCAUUGGUGCAUGGACAUUCUGGUUUCAUAAGUUUGCGACCUGUGACAUUCAACUACAAUGAGUAUUUUUCAUUCCGUAUAAAUCACAAUAGGCCAAAGACAGCAAAUACAGCCAAACACAGCGAGAGGCACACUUUGAAUGCGUAUGGAAAUAUUUGUUACAAAAUGGUACAUCCACACACAACUGAAAUCCUACCGACAAAUCAAAUGUUUUGUUUAUCCUGCGAUGUGGACGAGGGGUAAACUCGGUCCAAAAUGUUACAUAAAAUCUAGUGCCAAUAAUGUUUGCCUUAAUAGAAGAGUUCACACACCUUCAGCCAGAAUCCACCCCUCUCCCCAAACUGGCAUGAUGUGCCAUAGCAACCAACAAUCAUCUUUUAAACGAAUCAGAAUCUUUUCUAAAAACGAAAAUGUAAAAAAGAAGAAUCGAUGCUUUACAACGUUCAGCUCAGCAAAUCAAUGGCAAAAAGGUAGAAGCAUACGCAACAGAAACAAGCUCACUAUAAUUUCUAUUGAUCUGCUCUAUCUUUGUUUCCCAUUCUACUCUUCAUCUAUCUUCCACUUGCUUUGUCAUCAUAAUAUUAA